GGCACAUGUGUAUAUAACGUGCUCCCUGUACCCAAGACUACAGCACAGAGACAAGGCACCACUCCAUCUGGCGUUCGGACGGGAGGAGAGGAACCAAAGUUUGCUGCUGGAGAUGGGGAGUCGGGCCAAGCUCUCCUCGCCUCCUGUUGUGCCAGAUGGAGCUUCUUCCUCGACCAUGCAGGCCGCCAAGAAGAUGCCCACACUGAACACGGCGUACAAUGCCGGGCUGCUCCAUUCCAUCGCCGGAGAAUGGAAUCCAAACAUCAAAGGUGUGUUUUCCGGGGUAGGGAUGGAAGAAAUGUGCAAGAUAAAGGAUAUGGGGAACAACAACCGUAUCUUUAGCAUGUCCCUCUUAGCUAGGAUCGAUCCCAAAACCAUGAAGAUGGACAUGGGACAUGGAAAUUACAUUGAGGUGAACUCUAGGGAGGUAGCAAAGUUCUUAGGGUUGAAUCCAUGUGGUAGGAAGAUAGAUAUCCCGGGCGGCGCUUGCUUAGCAGACCGAGAACGGUUGCUAGAGAACUUGCAUGCGAUCUUAGAGACAAACAUGGCUCGCACUUGUAAGAUUCCUGUGGUUAGAGUUAAGAAAAUCAUCCAGAACGCAAGCAAGGAGGCCAUGGUAGGAGCAGAGAAAGAAAAGAUGAUGGUGGCGUGUACAAUCAUAGCCGCAUCCUCGUUUCUCCUACCUAGGGGAGCACACCCAAAAAUUGCCAAUGAACUACUGCCCGUUCUAGCUGAGCCAAAUCAAAUCUCCGACUAUGAUUUCUGCGACUACGUCGUGGAGGGUCUAAGAGAGGGUGCGGCCAAGCUGAGGGAAGAUCUACGACAUGAGCCAGCUCAGCUUAGUCUGCAGGGGUGCCUUGUUGUCCCACAGAUCAUUUGAAUGCGAUUAUCAUGAGCACGGGAUGGAGGGACGCGAGCUGCUGCCAUUCCCUCGGCUAGCAUCGUACUCGGAUAUGAUGUUGAAACUGCAGAUCAAAAAGCAUGCAGCAAGGAAUGGUGUGGAUGCUGGGUUUGAGGCUGCGGAUGUUCCCAGAUCGUCGGCAUUUAAUGUUGCUUCUGCUAGCCCGGCUCAAGCCCAAGCCUGGACCACGCCGAGUCCUAGUGUGCAUGACGCUACCCCUGGAUUUGGUGUGGCCCAUGAGCCAGCGAUAAGUCAAGAGGUUCUUGACGCCAUGAAGGAAGCAAUGCAACAUCGCCUGAAGCAACGUGAGGAUGAAUUCCUCAAGAUGGUUGAGGAGACACAGGCCAAAGUGUUUGAAGAAAUCAGGAACAAGGUGGAUGCUAAACGGCACAGAGACCUCGAGGACACUCUUGGUGAUUUCAUGGGGCGUGUGAAGAAACAAGCUCCAAUGGCGGCAGCAUUUCCUAACAUGAGCAAGACCUCGCAUCGUCCCAGGACGAUGACAGUUGUUGCCCAAGAUCUGGCUGAAACUUCACGCGAAGCUGCGAGGUCUCUGAUGUCAGUGGUUGUUGCUAACAAGGAGACACGUGUCCAACCAGCAGAAUCUCAUGGUCUGGCUGCUGCAACCAGAGGGGUGCAAGGACCUCACCUGAAUGCAUGCCCUGGGGUGCUUGUGGGUUUGCUUGGCAAAGAAACUGCUGUCCAGGAGCCUGUUGAUGAACCAGAGGACAAGCCUAUGAUUGUGGAUCGCAAAGGCAAGGGGCCGGCUAUUGACGUGGUCUACCGCAGGUGCAGUAGACAGACAACCAUGCAUGAGGUGCUUGGCGUGGCAGGUUCUUCCUCUAGAGAUCAUGUGCAUGUCCAUCAUCCGGUGGUUGCGUCCGUAGACACUGAUAUGACUGAAGCAGUUGUGCCGGAUGCUUUGCAGAUGCAAAAUGAUGGGCUUGCAGGAAUUGCCACGACCACACCAAUAGGGAACAGGAGGUUGGCACUGCCUGGUAAUGGGGAACAAACCAACCCGGUCCCUCUUGCGGUUGUUCCUGCUUUGCCACCUGCACGUGAUUACGGCUACUCUCCAUUUGAGCUGGAUCUACAACAUUUUUUCUACCCUAACCAAGUAUGCCUGGAUUUGUACGAGAGCGUUGAACUUCUCAGUCGGGCUUCUGAGCUCAGCAGGACUUGGUUCGAGCAUCACACCCCCACGGUGCUACAGAUAGAUGGGCAUAAGAUGAAGUACCAAUUCAGUUUGCAUGGUGAGAUGAUGUACAAUGGCCUUGACGCCUGGGUGCGUGGUUGGAACGACAGGGAGAGGAGCAUGAUGCAGAGAGUUGAUAUCCCAAACUGGAGAGGAUUGCUACCACAUGAUGAUGUGCUCCGCAUUGAAAAUAUUGAUACUGACAACGCCCGUGUUGUGCUCAUUGCGAUGCUUUCGACGCCCAAGCUUGGUUUCCCACUCUGCAUGUGUCGUCUGCUCUUGUUCCCUCUGUGGCUUGCUAACGACUGGUCCCUAUACGCCUUCGACAUGGAGCUGACCAGGGUCACGGUGAUGGACCCAUUGUACACGCAGGUGGGGUCACCAGUGUACAAGAGGAAGCACGGGGCGACCGUGCGCAUGCUGCUUAAAGGGCUCAAAAUCCUGGGGACCAUCCUGUUUGGCGGUUGGGAGAUGGAUAUCUCCAAAUGGACUGUUCGGUACAACAUUGAUAUGCACAUAGCUUGUGGUAGCGGUGAAUCGCCUGGCUACAUUGCGCACUAUGCGGACAACUUCAAUGCUUACGAGCUGGAGGAAGCCGUUCCUGAAGUUGGUCUUCCCCUGCGUCGGAAAAGGAUGCUCUAUGAGACAAUUGCCUGCUCGGGUAACACUGCUCCUCACCCAGGAUUCAUGGAGGAAGUGGAGGUGGAGGAGUAGAACACUGGACUCCAUGUUGUCGACAUGUCACCCUUUUGGAGCUGCUGCGUGCAAGGACAUGUUUGAUUACAUCCGGUGAGGAUGGAAGUUGUACUUUUUUUGUAGCUGUCUUGUUGACAGUUCUGUAAGCCCAUUGUGUGAUGGGCUUUGCAAUGUGCUAUGUGUUAAACCUAUGUGGUGCUUGUCUAAGUAUUUUGGCAUGGAACUGUACCAGCCAUUGAAACCUAUGACUAAUCAAUGUUUGUUUCUAUGGAUGGUGUAUGCCGGAACUUAUCAUGGUUGAACUUGUGCUGUUUUCAAGUGUUAAGUUUACUCCCAUAAAAUCACUGUGGAUGGCUCUGGAAGCAGCUCCCUUGGCACGUGACGGGUCUGCCAUGCAGGUGAAUUCAAAAACACUUGUGACCUGUGAGAGCCGUUGCCCACCACUGCUUCCGAAAGGUGACCGUUGGUGGGAGCCCUUGGCUAUAUAUACACCACGUCGGCUAAACUACGUUGGGCUUCACUCCAGCAGCAUCAAAACUUCCCAAACACAUGUCGUCCUCUUUCUCUUCGAGCUCAAGGUCUGCUUGUUCAUCCCAGAGGCGUUGGGCUGCCACAAGCAGGUCGCUGGUGCCGUACAGGGUAGGUCCUCUUGACUACGAACCAGCGACGCCAUGCUGGUGCAAGAAGAGACCCAAGGCCGCCAUGUGGAUCUCCUAGAGCGAUGAUAACCCUGGAAGAAGAUACAAGACAUGCGCCAAGUCGCGGACUGGAGGCUGUGAAAUGUACGUGUGGCAUGACGAUCGUAUUGAGGAUCCGUUCCUCAAACAACUCCUCAUUGAUCUCCGCGACAGGGUGCGUCACUUAGAGAGGAUCAACUCAGAGUUACGAGAUGCAGCAAGUGUGGUGGCACAACACCGCUCUACCCAGCUAGAACUACCUCCUGCUCCUAUAGACAAUUUAGCUAUGAAUCAAGGACCUGGCUAUGUCAAGGGUUUGCACUGUUCAUGCUGCUGGCAGCAUUUUGUUGCAAGUGCUUCUUCGGUUAGGAGCAGUGAACUUUUAACUGCAUCCACAAAAAAGCUUGUGUUCUAGAUGUGAUAGUUGUAACCCUAGCAGUCCAUCAGCUGUUGUUGAGUACUUGCCUUUGUUUUUGUCCUAGCAGUUGAACUUGUACCUCUGAAUGUAUGUGGUAAACUAGUGUGAACUAGUUGCAUAUGAAAUUUGGUUUCUAUCAGA
Triticum urartu is the source of this 4028-nucleotide messenger RNA. Lineage: Eukaryota; Viridiplantae; Streptophyta; Magnoliopsida; Poales; Poaceae. The record is from RefSeq and is a predicted model, not a curated record.